UACCUGUCUGAUGUAAAUCAGCGCUACGAGCAGGUGCGUCAAGGUGCCAGGUGACUAAGCUCAGAGAGAAGACGGAAGAAGCCCUGUUCGGUUUACAGUUGUUUCAUAGGUAAAGUGAUGGAGCAAAGAAACCUUGGACAGGAAGUUGAGGAGCAGCUCAAUGAUCUGGUGUCCCGGUUUCAGUCAAAGGAGUUCUUUCAGUCUGACUGGGACAUUGCCUCUUGUGCUGUCUUCUUCACCUUCAUCGGUAUGGUUCUUCUGCUGGUCAGCUUGGUCCUCAUCCACUGUUGCUGCUGCUGCUGCUGUGAAGAGAAGCCCAGAAGACACAAGGUUGGAAUAGAUAACAUGGCUCUGGAACCGUGACGCACUGGCAAAGGAUGAAAACCUUAAAUCUCACUGCUGGAAAUUCAGAUUCCUCUCUCAAAAUGGCUGAGAAAUGUUUUUGUAUGGACCAGAUGAUUUCUGCUGGAGGCAUUUUCCAGUACUUUUUUCUAUGUGCCAAAUCAAAUAUUAUGUUGUCUUUAUAAAUUGUCCUCUGCAGUUUAGAUACGAAAAUGUGUUGACCUACUUUUGCUGUCUAACAGGGAAUAUUUGGGAUGUGAAAUGGGAUAGAGUUGCUGGAAUACUGCUGGCUGAACUCUCAGUAGCGCUGCAUGAAGUCUUCAUCUUCUCUAAAACUUGCAAUCCCUGACACUGAAAAGCGAGUUCACUUAGUAUUUUAGAAUGACGAACAUGUCUCGAAAAUUGACUUUCUCUCUCAUGUAGAUCACACUUUAAUUUUCUUAUUGAAAUAUUCUUAGCAUGAAAACUGAAGUUUCUACUUAAAUUGUAUUUUUAAAAUUUUGACAAGCAAGUUUUUUUUUACCCAUGCGUGUGGUCAAAUCAUUCAUGAAGCACUUUAAUAAACAGGUUUGGUUAAGAAAUCUUCAGUAGUUCAUAAA
Lampris incognitus (smalleye Pacific opah) is the source of this 941-nucleotide messenger RNA. It is a transcript of the gene smim22, whose product is annotated as small integral membrane protein 22. The coding region runs from base 118 to 363 and encodes 81 amino acids. Gene Ontology annotation, biological process: regulation of cell population proliferation. NCBI's taxonomy places the organism in Eukaryota, Metazoa, Chordata, Actinopteri, Lampriformes, Lampridae. The record is from RefSeq and is a predicted model, not a curated record. The transcript has 4 exons.